This is a messenger RNA of Pterocles gutturalis (yellow-throated sandgrouse), 1851 nucleotides long. It is a transcript of the gene DBH, whose product is annotated as dopamine beta-hydroxylase (dopamine beta-monooxygenase). Bases 1 to 1851 code for a protein of 616 amino acids. Gene Ontology annotation, molecular function: dopamine beta-monooxygenase activity; copper ion binding. Gene Ontology annotation, biological process: dopamine catabolic process; norepinephrine biosynthetic process; octopamine biosynthetic process. Lineage: Eukaryota; Metazoa; Chordata; Aves; Pterocliformes; Pteroclidae. Gene Ontology annotation, cellular component: secretory granule membrane. The record is from RefSeq and is a predicted model, not a curated record. The transcript is spliced from 13 exons.
AUGCAGACCUCCGGGAGCAAGCCCUGCCCCUGCCCCAGCUUCAAGCUGCGGGAGGUGGCAUCCAUGUACUUCACCAUGAUCGCCGUGUUCUUGGUCAUCUUGGUGGUGGCCCUGCAGGGCUCGGUGCCUCGCGGGAGAAAACCCCUCGAUCCCGAGGGGCUGCUGGAGCUCUCCUGGAAUGUCAGCUAUCCCAAGCAAGCCGUGCACUUCCAGCUCCUCACCAGGGACCUGCAGUUCGGGCUCCUCUUCGGGAUGUCGGACAGGGGCGAGUUUGAGAACGCGGACCUGGCCGUGCUCUGGAGCGACGGGCACAAUUCCUACUUUGGGGAUGCCUGGAGUGAUGCCAAGGGGCAGCUCCACAUGGACUCGCAGCAGGACUACCAGCUCCUCGGGGCUUGGAGGACUCCUGAGGGCUUCUACCUCCUCUUCAGAAGAGCCUUUAGCACCUGUGACCCCAAGGACUACCUUAUAGAGGAUGGCACUGUGCACCUUAUCUACGGGAUCCUGGAGAAACCGGUCCGUUCCCUCCAAGCCAUCAACAUCUCUGCCAUCCACAGGGGACUGCAGAGGGUGCAGCUGCUCAAGCCCAACAUCACCAUCCCUGAACUGCCCAGUGACAUGAAGACCAGGGAGAUAACUGUCCCCGACAUCGUCAUUCCCAGCCAGGUGACAACCUACUGGUGUUACAUGGUAGAGCUCCCCGACGGCUUCCCCAAACAUCAUAUUAUCAUGUACGAGCCGGUCAUCACGGCAGGCAACGAGGCCCUGGUCCACCACAUGGAAGUCUUCCAGUGCGCUGCCAAGUUUGACAGCUUCCCCCAUUACAAUGGACCCUGCGACUCGAAGCCAGAGGAGCUCAACUACUGCAGGCACGUGCUUGCAGCCUGGGCCAUGGGAGCGCAGGCUUUCUACUACCCUGAGGAAGCAGGUCUUGCCUUCGGUGGCCCAGGCUCCUCCAGAUAUUUGCGCCUUGAGAUCCAUUACCACAACCCACUGGUGUUUAAAGGUCGCCACGACUCCUCGGGGAUCCGCCUCUACUACACGGCCACCCUGCGCCGCUUUGACGCCGGCAUCAUGGAGCUGGGCUUGGUCUACACGCCGGUGAUGGCCAUUCCCCCCGGCGAGGAGGCUUUCAUCCUCACGGGGUACUGCACCGACAAAUGCACCCAGCUGGCUCUGCCCGCUGCUGGCAUCCGCAUCUUCGCCUCCCAGCUCCACACUCACCUGGCAGGACGAAAAGUGGUGACAGUGCUGUCCCGGGAUGGGAGAGAGCGGCAGGUCGUGAACGCCGACAGUCACUACAGCCCUCACUUCCAGGAGAUCCGCAUGCUGAAGGAGGUGGUUGCAGUUUUUCCAGGCGACGAACUCAUCACCACCUGCACGUACAACACAGAGGACCGGAACCAAACCACCGUGGGUGGGUUCAGCAUCCUGGAGGAGAUGUGCGUGAACUACGUGCACUACUACCCCCUGACGCAGCUGGAGCUGUGCAAAAGCGCUGUGGAUCCGGGCUACCUGCACCGAUACUUCAACCUCGUCAACAGGUUUAACGACGAGGAGGUCUGCAUGUGCCCACAGGUCUCCGUCCCCCAGCAGUUUUUGUCCGUCCCGUGGAACAAGUUCAACAGAGAUGUGCUGAAAUCUCUCUACGGCUUUGCUCCCAUCUCCAUGCACUGCAACAAAUCCUCAGCCGUCCGGUUCCCGGGCAACUGGGAGAAGCAGCUGCUUCCCACCAUCACCGAGCAGGACUGCGGCUCCCGCCACGCUUCUCCUCCCACUCCCCCGCGCUGGGGAUUAUUCGUCUUGACGCCAGCAGAUGCCAAUGGCCAGGAACAAAUGACACCUCUGUGA